GAAAGCUAGAAUUAUCUUGAAAUUUUGUUAUUCGAAAGGUUAGUUAGUUCGUGUGUUGUUAUAGUGCUGUAACGUCUUUCUAUUCCAUUUUUUAAAAAAGAAAAUGGCAAAUUAUAAUUUUUUAGAAGCAUUUAAAGAUCGACCUUACGUAAGCGUUACCGUUCUUGAUGUAUGCAGCCCAGUUUUGUAUGUGGUUAGAGAAGCUCCAAGUGUACAUUCAACCGACGAAUGUAGGAAUUUUAUUCGUCUUGAACAACGGAUGAAUGCUUACUACCAUACGUACGAAGAAGAAAUUAUCAAAUUGCCAUGCAAGAAUACAUUGGUUUGUGUUAAUUUCGAUGGAAAUUGGUGCAGAGGAAAAGUGGAAUCUAUUUUAGAAACCACUACGGGUCCAAGGUUUACAAUAUAUUUAGUAGAUUACGGGCGAACCGUAAAAGUGGAGAAAAGUUGUAUUCGAAACUUAAAACCCGAAAUGAAGACACUUCCUUUUCAAGCAGUGAAAUUUCAGCUGAAAGAUUUACAUCCCUGUACUUUAAUGAUGCAAGCUGAUUGUUCGAUAAGCACCGAUCUUUCAGAAGAUUGGGAUAUUUCGUCUUUGGAAUUUGUGAAAUCGAUUCUAGAACAAAAUAAGUGCGCUAGAAUCAAAGUAGAAGAAGCAGAUUUUGAAGGAACGUUAAUUGGUACUCUGAUGGUUAUUUUACAAGACGAAUACGUCAGUUUAAACGAAGAAUUGAUUUGUAAUAAUUAUGCUCGUAUAGUCCCAAAGACAAAACCAGAAAUUUUAGACAAAGAAAUUUCUUCAAAUUUAAAACAAAAGGAAAUGCCUGAAUAUGAAAGUUUUGAAAGUUAUUAUAGAAAGAAAAACUUAAGGAUAAGGGAGUUAGAGGAAUUCAAAAAUGAGUUUUUAAUUAAUAGAGAAAAGAAAAAUAAACCGCCGUGUAAUUCAAUAUGUGAUGGAUUAUCUUUGCAAGAUUCAGAAACUUUAAAAGACAAUUUUGACAUUUCACAUGGCAGUGUACUGUGUUCGGAGAUGGGAAAUAAAACAAUUGUAGCUGUUUCGGAAGAAAGUUUUAAUUCGGAUGAAAAUCGGCAGUGUGUUACAGAGCAUUGCGAUAUAAAGAAGUUGAAUGUUAAAAUUGAUAUAGCAGCAAAAAGUGAAACAACAAUGAAAAAUGUCGUUCAAGAAUGUCCUAAUUAUAAUCAAAUAAAUACAGAUUCAUCAUCAAGACAUACAACAGAAAGUAAUCAAACAGUAAACUCAAAUAUCUCUUUAGGUAAAAGAAUUUUACACUUAUUGAAACAGGAUUCAGUGAACAAAAAACAUUUGGAUGGUAAAGUUUUAUCUACACCAAGAAGUCAGAAUGAAUCAAAUCCCAGUGUUAAAAGUAUUACACUGCAUACUAAGAAACAAAAUUCUGUUUCAUCAAUGGAAAGUAAAAAUCCAGUUUCUAAAAAUAAAAUUAUUGACAGAAUUCAAGUUGCAGAAAGUAGUAGUAAAAAUGAAUCUCAGUAUUUCAGAAAUAAUAAUAAUACAAAAGAAAACAUUAAGCUUUCAUCUGCAAAGUGUGAUGAUGUACGUAUUAGCAAAAUUAAAUUGGGCAAUUCUGAUAGCUUGACACACAGUUCAGCUUCAGAUGGUAACAUCCAAAAUUUGGAAUCAAAACUUAAUUACAAAAAUCCUCCAAUUUCAUCUUUAAAUGUUAGAGGCAUCCUUAAUAGGAUAAAAUUAGAAAAUAAAUGUGAUAAAACUAAAGAAUUAGAUAGUAAAUUUGAGUCAACAAUAUUUGAAUCAAAACCUGGUAUAUCAAAAAUAAGUAACACUACUCAAUUGGACAUGUCUUCAAAUACUAUUUCUAAACAAUUUGUUUUAAAUCCUAAAAGUAGAAUUGAAAUGGUGGCGAAAAGUAAUGUCAAGGAUGAAAUAUCACAAGAAAAAUCAGGAAUGUUAUCAGAAGUAAUUGACAAAAACAAGGAAUUCAGUUUAUCUGAAGAAGAUGCUAUUGAAUCUGUUCCAGAAGAAGAAAAUGCAAAAUGUAGAUCAUUGAAUAGUUCAUUUGUUGAAAAAAAGACUGAAAUAAUAAGUGAUAUUGAAAAUACAUCAAAUUUGUCUUGUAAUUUAGAUUCAGAAAAAAACAAAAUAAGAAACUCAAGUGUUUUCCAUAAUAAUCCUAAGAAUAUCUCUGACCAGGUGAAUAAUUCAUUAUCCAUGCAAAAUAAGGAUGCUAACACAUUUCUGUUUUCAAAAUAUUUACAAAGAAGUUCUAGUAUGAAAACAGAUGCAAGUGAUCUGGAAAGCUUUAUCUGGGAAAAAGAACAAUCUGUACGUAGUAUAUGUCAUGGAAAAGGAUUUCCAAAACCCAUGAGAAAUGUCAGUGCUGCUCCUUUUGCAAUUCCUAUUAUUGAGGUUCUAAAUGAGCAUCAUUUUCCAUCUCCAUCUCCCAUACAGACUGUAAUGUGGCCUGCAAUGUUUCGAGGACGGAAUUUUGUAUCUAUUGCUUCAGCACAUUCAGGAAAAACUUUUGGUUAUUUACUUCCUUUAUUAUCUUCUCUAUUUCAACCAACAUUAUAUGAAAAUAUUCCAAGUAAUGGAGGACCAAUUGCUUUAAUAUUAUGUUCUAAUUGGAAAAAAGUUCUAAAUGUUCAUAAUAACUGUCAACUUUUAUUGGAAAAAUACAAUCACAUAAAAGUUUUAGAAAUGUAUGGAGGUGGUUGUGAAACAGUACAGAAGAUAUCUCUUGUAAAUGGCUGCGAUAUUUUAAUUGCCACUCCUCCCUGUUUGUUACGUCAUCUGAAGGAUGAAGAAUGUAAAAUGAUUAACUUACAGCGUUGUUGUCAUUUAAUAAUAGAAGAUGGUGAUGUUAUAUUAACUAAAUUUUGUCCAGAAAUUAUAGAAAUAAUAGUGAAAUAUGCCAAGGACAAUAAACAAAAUCGUAUUAAUAAUCUAAAGCAACUAGUUAUUUGUUCUGAGCAUUGGAAUGAGGCAAUAUCUUCAUUUAUGCAGACUUGCAUGCAUGAACCAUUAGUUUUUAUAACAGCUUUUCAUGAAGGAGCAGUUUAUUCACAAGUUCCUACAUAUUGUCAUGUUUGUUUGGAGACUGAAGUUUUUACAUUGAUAAUUCAAAUUCUUUCUGGUUGUGCAGGUAAGAGAGUUGUAAUAUGUACCAAUAGUUAUGACAGUGCUCAUAAUAUUGUUCAGUUAGUUAAAAAUUCAGCAAUUUAUACAUUAUUCAUUCAUUCAAGAUUAUUACAUUAUGAUAAAGAUAAUAUAAUAAGAGAAUGGAAGAACAGUUAUAACUGUAAUAGCACUGUUGUAAUUGUUAUCACGGAUGACUGCAUAUUUGAUGUUGAUAUCAAUGAUGCAAAUUGUAUUAUUCAAUGUGAGUUAGACAAGAUUUCUUUUACUCAGUUUGGGCAACGUUACAGUUAUAUGUUAGAUAAUUUUCUAACUUUGAAAGAUGUUCAGGCUAAAGCAAUUUCUCCAUCUGUUUGUCAUAUAUUAGUAACUGAAAAUUGCAAGAUUCAAGUUAAAAAUUUAAUAAAAUUCUUGAACCGUCUUCCUUUACCAAUUCCAAAAAAACUUUUAAUAAUGGAAGAUGAAAGGAAAAAAGAAUUAGAAGACUGUCAAAUUGAACUUUGUUAUUACUUAAAAGCAUUCGGUCAUUGCUUUCAAGAAAACUGUAAAAACCGUCAUAAAAUUGUUAAGAAAUAUGAUCAGAUAAUGAAUUUGCCAGUAAAUAGCCGAGUAAAAGUUUUAAUUACAAAUGUAAUUGAUGCCAUCCACUAUUACGGACGCAUUAUUGAAUGUAAAGAUACAACUGGAGAAUCUAGUUCUUCACAUUCGUAUUUAGUUUUAAGUAUAAAAUUAACAGAAUAUUACAGUGUAAAAGAGAAUUGCAUGUCAGAUAAAAACAUCAAAGUAGGAAACAUGUAUGUUGUAGAGAAACAAGGUAAUACAUUUCAUCGUGUUCGUGUUCUGGAUAUAGUAAAUUUCAAUAAUAUUGGAGAACCGAGAAAUGUAAAAGUGCACUAUUUAGAUGAUGGUGGGCAAGAAAUAAUCUAUGCACAUAAAUUAUUAAAAAUUCCCUCUGAAUUAAUUUCUUAUCCAGCACAAGUUGUUGAAAUAUAUAUUUGUAAUGUCCAGCCUGUAGAUAAAUGUUUUGAAUGGACAACUCAAGCAGAUACAUUUGUUCACAAUAUAAUUAGUGGUAAGGAAAUGGAAGGAAAAUUAGUUUUAUGUUUAGGGUAUACAAUAUGGUUAGACCCAUUUGUUCACUAUGUUACACUUGAAAAUAAUUUAAAAAUAAUUGAAACAAAAAUUACUACUGCUCUGAUUAAGGAUCAUUAUGCUAUACCUAAUCCUGAUCAUCUUAAAAAAUUGCGUAGUCUUUGUGAGGGUGAGAUAACUUCAUUUAAUAAUAUAUUGGCGAAUGAGAAAGAAGAAAAUAAUGCUGAAAUUUCUCAUGCAGUGCCUCAAGCAUUUCUUGAAUUAGAUCAAAUUUAUGAAGUGUCUGUUUGGCAAGUUCAUAAUCCUAAUUUUUUUUAUAUUCAGCAAUUAAAUUUUAAAAAACAAAUUUGUGAUAUUUCCAAUGAAUGUGAAAAAAUGUUAAAUAAUAAUAUGUUAAUAAGACUUAAACAUUUUCAGAAAGAAUCAUUAUGUAUUGCUCCUUUUGUUGAUGGUAACUUGUGUCGUGCAUGCAUUAAGGAGGAGGAGGAAGAUAGUGUGGAUUUAUUUUAUGUUGAUUACGGUGUUAACUCUACAGUUAAAAAAUCUGGUUUGUAUGUUAUUCCAUCAAAUUGUCUCUUGUUACCUUUUCAGGCUAUUAAAUGUUCAUUGACAGGAAUUCCAUUUAAAGAUAAUUGGAAUAAAAAAGUAAUUGAUAAAUUUAAUGAUUUUAUUGAUUGUGAUGAUGAUAAAAAAGUAUUAUAUGCAAAAGCACUAAAACAAGAAUUUUCAGUUUCUGGAGAAAAGUAUUAUUUGAUCAAGCUCUGGAACUCAGACUUUGAUUUCACAGAAGAAUUUGCUAGGCAAGGAUACUUCCUGCAAGAUAAUACUGUAGAAACUAAUCCUAAAGAAUUAAAUGAUGACAAUUUUUGUGAAACUACCAAUUUGAAUAAUUUAAUGGAAGAUUUAAAUGAUGAAAUUAAACAAACUGUUUCCUUAUCUCCUGAAAACCAAAAUCAGCAAUCAGUUAAUAAGAAAUCAAAUAUUCCAAAAUUAUCCAGCAAUAUAUUACAGAUUGAUAAAAACAUUGUAACACCUCAAGUGACUUGGUGGCAAAAGAAGGAAGAAAUUAUUAUUACUAUACAUGUAAUUGGAGUUAAAGAUUUUGACAUUGAUAUCAAAGAAAAACAGAUUUACUUUUCUGCAAUUGUAAAUGGAAAGUGUUACAGAUUUGAAGAAGAACUAUUUUCCUUAAUCAACGAUAACAUGAGCAAAGCAAGAAUUUAUGGACAGAAUGUUGAAAUAAGACUAAGCAAAGCAAAGAAAGGAUUAAAAUGGCCACGUUUGAUUGCUACUGAACAAAAGAAAAUUUACAUUAAACUUAAUUUCGAUCAUUUGGAUGAUAGUGAAUCAGAAGAAGACAUUCCAAAAACAAAAAUUACUUUUGAUCCAAAAGAUGUUCUUAAUUUUGAACCAACAGAUGUUGAGAAUUCUGAAGAGAAUUCAGAAUUUGAAGAUGAUGAUUAUAAUUUCAUCUAAUUUUAUAUUUAAAAGAUGUUUGUUAUUUAAUGUUCAUUAAAAUUUUUGAAUGAAAAUAUGU
Messenger RNA from Centruroides sculpturatus (bark scorpion), 5762 nucleotides. Its product is annotated as putative ATP-dependent RNA helicase TDRD12. Gene Ontology annotation, biological process: transposable element silencing; germ-line stem cell division. The record is from RefSeq and is a predicted model, not a curated record. The transcript has a single exon. Lineage: Eukaryota; Metazoa; Arthropoda; Arachnida; Scorpiones; Buthidae. Gene Ontology annotation, molecular function: ATP binding; nucleic acid binding. Bases 104 to 5701 code for a protein of 1865 amino acids.